UUUAAAUUAAAGCAACAAAAUAAAUUAAAUGGAACAGAACUUGCAGAGAAAAUAUUAAAACAAAAUGUUUUCAAAAUGGCAUUGGAAGAGAUAAAAAUAAAUAAUUCUCCAAAAAAAUUAGAAAAUAGUGGGAAUUUUGAAAAUAAUUUAAAUGAAAAGUCUUUACCAUCAACACUUUUACAAAAUAAUUUAACAAGCAAAUCUACAACAACAAUAUCAAUUCAAAAUAAUUUAAAGAAAAAAGAGAAAACAGAAAAACAAAAACUUUUAAAACAAAAUGCUUCGUUAACUGUGCCACAAUAUCCUUUUGAGAUGUAUGCAGCAGGGGAACAAUUUUCGCGACAAGAAGAAGAAUUUCAACAGUUAAUUCAGGGAGCUAAAAGACGUGGUCCAAGAACAACAAUUAGCCAAGAACAAUUAGAUAUGCUAAAUACAAUGUUUACAAACAAUCCAAAACCCUCAAAACAUGCACGUGCAAUAUUGGCAAAAAAUUCAGGAUUGAGUAUGCGCGUAAUUCAGGUUUGGUUUCAAAAUCGCCGCAGCAAGGAACGCCGUUUAAAGCAUUUAUGUAAUUUUUUAAGACAUUGUGAUGAUGGAAGUAUAAAAAAUAUAAGUAAUGAAGAUAUCAGUAAUGAUGAAAUAUUAAUUAUUGAAUAA
Molecule: messenger RNA, 657 nt
Organism: Meloidogyne enterolobii
Lineage: Eukaryota; Metazoa; Nematoda; Chromadorea; Rhabditida; Meloidogynidae
Source: the annotation of a GenBank genome assembly